Paracoccidioides brasiliensis Pb18 is the source of this 441-nucleotide messenger RNA. RefSeq lists its product as uncharacterized. Bases 1 to 441 code for a protein of 146 amino acids. The transcript is spliced from 2 exons. The record is from RefSeq and is a predicted model, not a curated record.
AUGGCCAACAGCAAUUCACCUGAUUACAGAGCCCUUUCACUGCAAGCAGAAGAAGAAUGGAAACAUGCAGAAGAGCAGCGCAGACAUGCAGAGGAGGGACGCAGACAUCAGAGGAGGGGCGCAGACGUGCAGAGGACCGUCACCUACAAACUACCCUUCCCGAAACCAUCCCGCUCUACAAAGGGAGCAAUACAACCACUGAAGAGAAAAUAUUUCCCGACAAAGCUCCUCCCUUGGGUCGACUUGCCAGCCAAGCAGCACGACAUCUACACCUCUGUCUGCAACUAUCUAGCGCCCGCUGGAGGGGCUGAACAGCGCUCAUUUCCGCCUAUUAUUGCUCUGGAAGAAAUUUCCCGACGCGUAAGCCGUCGCCCACUCAGUAGUGAGCGGGACCUUGAGACCUAUGAGCGUCUGGCCGUGGAAGAUCACUUGUGGAUAUAA